This is a messenger RNA of Nomia melanderi (Alkali bee), 3880 nucleotides long. It is a transcript of the gene Spt5, whose product is annotated as Transcription elongation factor subunit Spt5. Gene Ontology annotation, molecular function: mRNA binding; protein binding. Gene Ontology annotation, biological process: regulation of transcription by RNA polymerase II; regulation of DNA-templated transcription elongation; transcription elongation-coupled chromatin remodeling. Gene Ontology annotation, cellular component: DSIF complex. The record is from RefSeq and is a predicted model, not a curated record. NCBI's taxonomy places the organism in Eukaryota, Metazoa, Arthropoda, Insecta, Hymenoptera, Halictidae.
UUUCCAUAGAGGUCUCUUAAGAAUUGAUUGCGAUGCAGAUCCCUCUAGUGGUCACUGUUUAAGACAUGACCACAUAACCUUCCUUGUAUAUUUUGUAUCAGUUAUUUCGUGUUCGUGCGUGCUGUUGAUCUAACCAAGCUCAUUGCCAAAUAAUUUGUGCCUGACGAAAUUGGUUUAAUUUUUGGAUAAAAUGUCGGAUUCAGAAGCGAGUAAUCUUUCCGACAACGAAAGCGAUCGCGGCGGCGGUGGCAGUGAAAGUGAUCAAGAAGAAAAUCGUUCAGUGAAGUCCGCAGCUGGCAGUGAUGCUGGCAGCGUCGGAGAACGAUCUCGUAGCGUUUCCCGCAGUAGAAGCCCGUCUAGAUCGCGAUCUAGAAGUCCAUCUAGAUCACGAUCACGAUCUCGAUCGGCAUCUGGCUCAGACGAUGGUAGAGGGGAUGAAGCAGAAGAAGCGAGAUCUGGGGAUGAAGAACUCGUGGAACCCGAAGAAGAACCAGAAGGAGAAGAUUUGGAUGGAAGCAGCGAAUAUGAUGAAGAAGAGGAAGAAGAAGAUGAUGAUAGACCUAGAAAGAAGAAGAAGAAAGAUAAAUAUGGUGGUUUUAUCAUAGAUGAGGCUGAGGUAGAUGAUGAAGUAGAAGACGAUGAUGAAUGGGAGGAGGGAGCUCAAGAAAUUGGUAUUGUGGGGAAUGAAGUAGAUGAAUUGGGUCCUACUGCUAGGGAAAUUGAAGGAAGACGAAGAGGUACCAGUCUAUGGGAUUCUCAGAAAGAAGAUGAAAUCGAAGAAUAUUUAAGAAAAAAAUAUGCAGAUGAGUCUGUGGCAGCCCGUCAUUUUGGAGAUGGCGGUGAAGAGAUGAGUGAUGAAAUUACUCAACAAACUUUAUUGCCAGGUGUGAAGGAUCCAAAUUUGUGGAUGGUAAAAUGCCGUAUUGGAGAAGAGAAGGCAACUGUCCUUCUACUAAUGCGGAAGUUCAUAACAUAUCAGUUAUCAAAUGAACCUCUUCAGAUAAAGUCAGUUGUUGCACCUGAAGGUGUAAAGGGUUAUAUUUAUAUUGAGGCAUACAAACAACCACAUGUAAAAGCUGCAAUUGAGAAUGUAGGAAAUUUAAGAAUGGGUAUUUGGAAACAACAAAUGGUUCCCAUUAAAGAAAUGACUGAUGUAUUACGUGUAGUUAAAGAACAGACAGGUUUAAAAGCAAAGCAAUGGGUUAGGCUAAAAAGGGGCAUUUAUAAAGAUGACAUAGCUCAGGUUGAUUAUGUUGAUUUGGCGCAGAAUCAAGUUCAUUUGAAACUGUUACCUAGAAUUGACUACACUAGACCACGUGGAGCUUUGAGAACAGCGCAAAGUGAAUCUGAAGCUCUUAAACGGAAAAAGAAAAGAAGACCACCAGCUAAACCAUUUGAUCCAGAAGCUAUUCGAGCUAUUGGUGGUGAAGUUACCAGCGAUGGUGAUUAUUUGAUAUUCGAGGGCAAUAGAUACAGUAGAAAAGGAUUUUUGUACAAAAACUUCACAACAAGUGCUAUUAUCUCGGAAGGUGUGAAACCAACUCUUUCAGAAUUAGAAAGAUUUGAAGAAGCUCCUGAAGGUGUCGAAAUCGAUUUAAGUGGAGGUCCAGUGUCCGGGAACAAAGAGGAUACUGCUGUGACUCAUUCCUUCAGCACUGGCGACAAUGUCGAAGUGUGCGAGGGUGAAUUGAUAAACUUGCAAGGAAAAAUUGUUUCAAUAGAUGGAAACAUGAUAAUGGUUAUGCCAAAGCACGAAGAAUUAAAGGAAGCACUAGAAUUUCAAGCAUCGGAGUUACGAAAAUACUUUACUAUGGGAGAUCACGUUAAAGUUGUUGCAGGAAGAUACGAAGGAGACACUGGCCUGAUCGUUCGAGUAGAACAAAAUAGAGUAGUUUUAUUUUCUGAUCUUUCAAUGCACGAACUUGAAGUCCUUCCCAGGGAUUUACAACUCUGUUCUGACAUGGCCACUGGUGUUGAUAGCUUAGGUCAAUUCCAGUGGGGCGAUUUAGUUCAGUUAGACGCACAAACGGUAGGUGUGAUAGUUCGUCUCGAGCGAGAAAACUUCCACGUCCUAUCCAUGCAUGGAAAAGUAAUAGAGGCUAGACCACAAGGUUUAACGAAACGACGGGAAAACAGAAACGCAGUAGCAUUAGACUCUCAACAGAAUACAAUACAGAAGAAGGAUAUUGUUAAAGUGGUGGACGGCCCUCAUGCUGGAAGGGGUGGCGAGAUUAAACAUUUAUAUAGAAGUUUCGCAUUUCUACACUCGAGAAUGUUCGUGGACAAUGGUGGAAUAUUCGUUUGUAAAACGAGACACUUGCAACUUUCUGGGGGAAACAAAUCGAGCAUGAAUUCUAUGGCCCCAGUGACUGGAUUUAUGUCACCGAGAAUUGCAUCGCCAAUGCAUCCUAGCGGAGGCGGUUUUGGAAGAGGUGGUGGUGGUGGUGGUGGUAGAGGUAGAAGCCGCGGAGGAGCAGCUCGUCGAGAUAGGGAACUGAUAGGUACCACCAUAAAAAUUACCGGUGGACCAUACAAAGGAAACGUUGGAAUUGUGAAGGAUGCCACGGAGACAACAGCACGUGUAGAAUUGCAUUCCACCUGUCAGACUAUCUCUGUAGACAGGUCACAUAUUGCGAAUGUCAGUGUGCCGACCAAAGAUGGCGGUUUCAGCAGCUACAACAGAACACCGGCUUAUGGUGCCGGCGGGCAGACUCCAAUGUAUGCCAGAGAUGGAUCGAAGACACCCAUGCAUGGUUCACAGACGCCUAUGUAUGAGAAUGGCUCUCGUACACCGCAUUAUGGCUCGAUGACACCCUCCCACGAUGGUUCACGCACACCAGGACAGUCAGGUGCCUGGGACCCGGCAGUUACUAACACGCCCGCAAGAACAAAUGACUUUGAUGGUUAUAGCAUGGAGGAGGGUGGAUCUCCUGGUUAUGCCCCAGGAUAUCCUCCCACUGGUGGCCCAUUUACGCCACAGACACCUGGCACAAUGUAUGGUUCGGAACAAAGUUUCAGCUCGUAUCAACCGAGUCCUAGUCCAGCUGGAAGUGCGACUGCUAGUCCCAGUCCUGCAGGCUAUGUUGCUACUCCUUCACCUAGUGGUACUGGAUAUACCACCAGUCCACAUGGAGCAUUCGCCACUCCUUCCCCAAUGGGCUAUAGUCCAAUGACACCUGGAGUCGCUGGUAGUCCAUAUAAUCCACAAACACCAGGUGCAGGUUUAGACACCAGUGUCGGGUCCGGCAUCAUAGGAGGGACUGAAUGGCACACUACAGAUAUUGAGGUUAGGAUUCGGGACACUCAUCAGGAUCCUGCACUUGCUGGCCAACAGGGCGUUAUUCGAGGAUUAUCUGGAGGUAUGUGCGCCGUUUUCCUCCCGGUUGAAGACAGAGUUGUGAACCUGGUCUGCGAAGAAUUAGAACCAGUGGUCCCUUCACGAGGCGACAGAGUCAAGGUCAUCAUCGGUGAGGACAGAGAAGCCGUUGGCACGCUACUCUCCAUUGAUAAUCAAGAAGGUGUGGUGAAACUGAACAAGGAUGAAGUAAAGAUGUUACACCUGCGAUUCUUAUGUAAAAUGAAACCAUCAAAUACGUAAUUGUCCAUUCCAAGAUUAGAGACUUUGUUAACUAUAAUCUUUUCGCGGUUUACCGCUCCAUUAUGUUUACGUAGUAUGCGAAUUAUGUAAAAUAAAUACAUAUUAUAAUUGUAAAAAAUAGCAAACCUUUUUCUGCAGUAACUACAAGGACACAGAUGUAAUUUUAAGCGUUCUAAGAGAAUAAUAAAGCUUAUGAACUGUUUUAUAUAAAAUACAAUGGUUAUUUUGUGACGAAGUUGGGUGUAAUGUCAAAUGAAAUUUAGUAGAAUAAAAGAUGAAUCG